Molecule: messenger RNA, 4917 nt
Organism: Malaclemys terrapin pileata
Lineage: Eukaryota; Metazoa; Chordata; Testudines; Emydidae
Gene: FCHO2
Product: FCH and mu domain containing endocytic adaptor 2
Exons: 27
Coding region: 182-2671 (829 amino acids)
Biological process (GO): clathrin coat assembly; synaptic vesicle endocytosis; clathrin-dependent endocytosis
Cellular component (GO): clathrin-coated vesicle; cytoplasm; clathrin-coated pit
Source: RefSeq, a predicted model, not a curated record
GGGAGGAGGCGGUGGCUGGCUGGCGCGUGCGCGCCAGGGCCGUUUGGGCUGCAGAGUGGCUGCCGCACAGUAACGGGAAGGGCGGCGCUCUGUGGCGGGCGGUGGCGGUUUCCUCCGUUGGGUCUUGGUGGCUGAGGCCGUCGGGGCCGGGCUCACACAACGCUGAGGCGGCGGCGCGGUCAUGGCGUCUUUCGUGGAGAGUUUCUGGGGGGAAAGGAACAAUGGCUUUGACGUCCUCUAUCAUAACAUGAAACAUGGACAUCUAUCAACAAAAGAUUUAGCAGAUUUUAUAAGAGAAAGGGCUACAAUAGAGGAGGCAUAUUCAAGGUCAAUGACAAAGCUAGCCAAAUCAGCAAGCAAUUACACGCAGCUUGGGACAUUUGCACCAGUUUGGGAUGUUUUCAAAAUAUCAUCAGAAAAAGUAGCAAGCUGUCACUUGGAGCUUGUCCGGAAAUUACAAGAGCUAAUAAAAGAAGUGCAGAAGUAUGGAGAUGAACAAAUCAAAGCUCAUAAAAAGACUAAAGAAGAAGUUUCAGGAACUUUGGAAGCAGUGCAAAACAUUCAGAGUAUCAUUCAGGCCCUACAGAAAUCAAAAGAGAACUAUAAUACUAAGUGUGUGGAACAAGAACGUUUGAAAAAGGAAGGAGCAACACAAAGAGAAAUUGACAAGGCAUCAAUAAAAUCAAAGAAAGCUACAGAUACCUAUAAACUCUAUGUAGAAAAGUAUGCUGCAGCUAAAUCUGACUUUGAAAAGAAAAUGACGGAAACUGCACAGAAAUUUCAAGACAUUGAAGAAAUGCAUCUCCUUCACAUGAAAGAGAUUGUAGAAUCAUUGUCAAAUACUGUAAAAGAAAUUCAUUUACAAAUAGGCCAGGUUCAUGAAGAAUUUAUUAAUAACAUGGCAAAUACUACAGUUGAAAGUUUGAUACAAAAAUUUGCAGAGUCAAAAGGCACUGGCAAGGAGAGACCUGGCCUUAUCGAAUUUGAAGAAUGCAACACAGCUAGUGCAGUUGAAGGGAUCAAACCAAGGAAAAGAAAGGCAUUUGGUUUAUCAGGAAUAAUUAAGAAAGAAAAAGAUGCAGAAUCUGUGGAAUGUCCAGAUGCAGAUUCAGUUAACAUUCCUGAUGUAGAUGACGAAGGGUACAGUAUUAAACCAGAAGCAAGCCAGAAUACCAAAGAGAACCAUUUCUACUCAUCCAGCGAUUCUGACUCUGAAGAUGAUGAACCGAGGAGGUUCCAUGUAGAAAUCAAACCUGUACAGCCAAAUAAUAGCUCUCACUACACUAUGGCUUCAUUGGAUGAAUUAAAAGUAUCUAUAGGGAACAUCACUCUUUCUCCAGCAAUAUCUAGACACAGUCCUGCUCAAAUGAACAGGAAUUCACCUAGUGAAGAGUUAACAAAAUCAAAGCAUUCUGCCCCAUCUAAUGAGAAGGGGAACAAUGACCUCCUCGCAUGGGAUCUACCCUUUGCCACUUCUCUUGAUUCAUCUUCUUCAGCUUCAUUGACAUCCUCAGCCUCAUUAGCUAGGCCCACAACUCCUCUUUCUGUAGGCACUAUUGUACCCCCUCCAAGGCCUGCUUCCAGACCAAAGAUCUCAACAGGGAAACUUAGUGGAAUUAAUGAAAUACCGAGGCCAUUCAGCCCACCCUUGACCUCUAACUCCAGUCCACCACCUAUAGCUCCUUUGGCACGAGCAGAGAGUAUCUCAUCAAUAUCUUCUUCUGCUUCUCUAAGUGCAGCAAAUACACCCACAGUAGAUGAUGAUAUAGUCAUUGGAAAGCUCCCUACGAUUGAAAAACUUUGUGAGACACCUGCAGGUGUUUCACGUGGUCCCAGCCCUGUCACCCUUGGAAACCAGGACACCCUGCCUAUUGCAGUAGCCUUUACUGAAUCUGUUAACGCCUACUUUAAAGGAGCAGAUCCUACAAAAUGUAUUGUGAAGAUCACUGGUGAUAUGACAGUGUCAUUCCCAAGUGGGAUUAUUAAAGUCUUCACCAGCAACCCAUCUCCAGCUGUACUCUGCUUCAGGGUAAAAAACACAAGCAAACUAGAGCAGAUUCUUCCAAAUGCACAACUUGUAUACAGUGAUCAAUCACAAAGUGACUCCAGUACAAAAGAUUUUUGGAUGAACAUGCAAGCUGUCACAGUCUACCUCAAGAAGUUAUCAGAGCAGAAUCCAUCUGCUUCCUAUUAUAAUGUUGAUGUUUUAAAAUAUCAGGUAUCUUCAAAUGGUAUCCAGUCCACUCCUUUGAAUCUUGCAACUUACUGGAAAUGUAAUGCUAGCACUACUGAUGUAAGAGUGGAUUACAAGUACAAUCCAGAAUCUAUGACUGUGCCUAGUAUGCUGUCUAACAUACAGGUUGUCGUACCGGUAGAUGGAGGAGUAACAAACAUGCAGUCACUUCCCCCUGCAAAAUGGAAUGCAGAACAGAUGAAAGCUUUUUGGAAAAUAUCUGGUAUUUCAGAAAAGUCAGAGAAUGGAGGUUCUGGAUCCCUGAGGGCAAAAUUUGAUCUUUUAGAAGGACCUAGUAAACCAGCUACACUUGCAGUGCAAUUCAUUAGUGAAGGAAGCACCCUUUCAGGUGUAGAUGUAGAGCUAGUAGGCUCUGGCUACCGGCUUUCCCUAGUUAAAAAGAGAUUUGCCACUGGACGAUAUAUGGCAGAUUGUUGAUAAACCUGUGGAAAUCAUUGAAUCAAAGGAGCAGAAGAAGCUAUUUUCUCUACCUUUCAAACACUAUUUUAACAUGCAUUAAUUUUUUUAAACUUUGACCUGUUUUACAAAAUAAAAAAAAUGCACUUUUUUAAAGAAGUCAUUUUGGGAAAAAAAUGUUAUUUUAUAAUAGCACUGAAGUGAACUUCAACACUGUUUGUAAAUGAUCAACUACAAUCUUUUGGAAACUUGUUUAUUCAGAUUUUAGUAAAUUUAUAUAAACUAAGUCAAAAUACUAAUCAUUAGCUAUAUUGAAAAUGUAUGAAACGAUAUUAAACUGUAAACAUUAAACUUAAAAAAGUAGGAGAGCAAGCACAAAAUAUUUUAGCUUUGCAUAAAUAUUCAUAUGUAGGUUUUCUGUUUCCUUAAUUGCCAUUGUGCAAAGCAAACAGAGGCAAAGAUAAUCUCUCCACCCACUUAUGUUGCAUUCAUGUGCUAUAAAAUCAGUUGUUAGAAAGAGAUGUAUACAAAAAGUAUAAUGUGAUUCCCAUGUACCAUAUAUUAAAGUGUAAAUUGUUUUAUAUAUAAGAUUUAAUUUUUUUUCCUAAGUGCAAUGUGUUAAAAAUUGCAAAAGGCAGCAGAGAUACUUACUUCUGCUGUUAGUAAAUUUUAUGGGAGUUGUGAUUGUUUGAAUUAAUGCUGUAGACUUAAUUUAUUUUUAUAUGGAUUACAUAACAUUUGUGCCUUUUUUUAAACUGCCUGUCCAAUUUGUUGUUGAUGUGCCUCACUUCCUUUUUCAGUCUGGCUCUUCCAUACCGUGGUGUAUGUAAUGCAUAGAACUCCAUAAAAUUCCUUUGAGUGGAAUUUAGAAAGUAUAUUUACAAUAACUGGAGGUUGCUUUGUAAAAUGUUUAAAAUACUGGAUUACUUCCUUAUGGGGUAAUUGCAAUAAAUGCAGCCAUUGUAGAGGGAAAUGCAUAGCGCAAGACUUUAAAUAUAAAUCACAGAAAAACUCUGUCAAAGUUUCAACUUUAAUCUCACCAAAGAAGUGUGAAUUCUGAAGAUGCAUAAAGAAUGAUAAAAACAGGAUAAUUUUUAAAACAAAUGUAGCAUUUCCCUUCACUCUGACUACUAAGCUGUUUAAGAUUCAAGUGCUUUAUGGACUUGUGAUAUGAAUGUAAACGUUGUGCUUUGUGAGGAAUAGCAUUUUAGAAAGAUAUAUUUUUGGCAGCAGCAAGAAAAGUGCUGCCAUUUGCAUUAUUAAUUUAAGCUUCACUGAAAAACUACCACUUCGUAUGUUUGUAUUGUCACCUAAUCUAUUUGCCAUAUGCAAAAUACAGGGAAGUGAUCUGAAGUGACACAUUGGUAGUAUUUCUUAAAACCGGUUAGUAACUUCAAAAAUCAGUUAUGUAUUGUGCUAUUGUUAAACAAGUCCUUAUUAAGUGCAGAAAUCAAUUGUUUUGGGGCAGAAUAAUUUAAUAACCUGCAAAUGGGAAUAGUAUAUUAUAAUUCUGAAUACCAAUGUCUAUUCAGAUUAUAUACUGGAAGCAAUAAUAAAUUGUUUUGUGUAAUAAUUCAUGUAAAACCACUAACAAAUUGGACUGCUAAGCUUUACACAGAUGAAUUUUCAGGACCCUUAGACACUUACGUAAGUUCUGAUUCAUGUACACACUACAGACAAGAGUCCAUUGUUAAACAAUAUACAGUACAGUAUGUGCUUUUUAUAUGUAUUCCUUGUUAUAACAAACCUGAAUUAAAUUUGACUGGAGCAGUACAUAUGACUCUUAAUUUGCUAAAAUAUUACUCUUUACUGAAUGAUGAACAUAACUAGAAUAUCUAAUUCUUAUUGUAAUUGGCAUUUUAAAUGGUACAGUCUUUUACUGGAAUCUUAAUUGUAAUUUGCUUUGCAAUCAAACUGUGUGUUUAACCUGACAGUUAUUUUAUUAUUGAAAUCCAAGAAUUAUUUUACUCUCCAUUUUUAAUCAAGUAUUACUUAACUACUUCAUUAAUUUAGAAAUUUAAGUUUCAACAAUUUUAAACUAGCAUUCAUACCAGGUGAUAAAACAUACAUUUGUAAUGGGUACAGGUUACAAUUUUGAAGCCAUACAAAUUUAUAUAGACUUCUUGUAGAGAAAUGGAUCAACAGUGUAAAAAAAUGAGAUUUGAUGAGAAAUGUAUGUAGCAAGCUGGUUCUUGCUUGUGUAUACAGCGAUAACCUUUGUAGCUGCCGCCUAUUGAGAAAAUGAAUUUUUAAACAGUUCUAAAGGA